UUCUUGUUCAGAAGCGAGCUGGCGCACAUGGCACCUCACCGUGCAAACCUACCGCUGCUAGCCGUGGUACUCCUCUUCUGGCUGGCGACAAUGGCCGCGGCGGCAGACGGCAGCGGCGCCGGCGGCGGAAAGACGACGACGACGACGCACCUCCACUUCUACAUGCACGAGUUCUUCACGGGCGGGCCGAACGGCACGACGGCCAGGGUGGCCCCGCCGGUGGUGAGCCGCGGCGGCGGCGGCUCCGGCUCGCUCUUCGGCCUCCUCAGCGUCGUCGACGACGCGCUCCGGGAGGGCGCCGACCCGGCGUCCCGCCUCAUCGGGCGCGCGCAGGGGCUCGCCGCCGGCACGUCUCUCGCCGACGGCUCCGUGACGACGAUGCUCGACUUCGUGUUCACGGAGGGCCCGUACAAGGGCAGCACGGUGGCGGCGUUCGGCGUGGGGCUCCCCGGCGCGGCGAUGGAGCGGCCGGUGAUCGGCGGCACCGGCGCGUUCCGGAUGGCGCGCGGGUACACGGUCAGCCGGGUGGUGCCGACGGCGGACCCGAACAACCAGCUCAUCCUCGAGUACGACAUCUACGUCUCGCAUUAAUUAGCGGCUAAUCACUGCAUGCGCUUGAUGACAUAAUCUAGUUCUAUGGCUUUGACUCUGUGUCCUUAGAUCCUAUAUAUCUUAUACAUAUAUGCAUUCUCUUCUUCCAAAUUAUAUAUGUAAUUGAGCUGUAAUUUUGGAUUGUGUUUGUGUUGAUCAAUCUAAAUAA
Oryza brachyantha (malo sina) is the source of this 760-nucleotide messenger RNA. RefSeq names its product dirigent protein 1-like. The transcript has a single exon. The coding region runs from base 28 to 591 and encodes 187 amino acids. The record is from RefSeq and is a predicted model, not a curated record. Lineage: Eukaryota; Viridiplantae; Streptophyta; Magnoliopsida; Poales; Poaceae.